ACGUUACGCAUUUCAAAAUUUCCUUUAAUCCUUCCCGACCCCACGUAAAAACUUAAUAACUCAAAACUCACCCUAAACUUUUAACAUCAUACUCUCCCAACUCCCAAAUUGAUCCAACAACCCAGAAGCGCUUGUUAUUUUCAUAUUUACAAAAAUUCACGUUCUAAAUCGGAAAACCAACUGGUCGGCGACGAGCAGUGCUGCAAAAAUUGCAGUGAAGGUGUGGAAUGAUGAUGGAUAGAGAGAAGGAGAGGGAGAGGGAGUUAGAGAGUGCAAUGUACACUAACUGUUUGUUAAUAGGUUUGGAUCCAUUGAUCAUUGGAAUUGUAGCGAAUAAUGGCGCACCUCGUGUUGGAUUUUUUCGUCAUUCUAACCCUAAAUUGGGUGAACAGCUUCUUUACUUUCUUCUUUCUUCUCUUAGAGGUCCUGCUCAAUCCGCCAAGGAUUUCGAUAAGGUCUGGCCAAUAUUUGAUUCAGCGCAGUCUCGUGAUUUUCGCAAGGUUGUGCAAGGAAUUAUAAGCGAGUUGGAAUCGCAAGGUGCACUUCCUAGAAGCAAUUCGAGGGUCUCAUCUCUUGCUACAUGCUGUGGACCAAGAUUUGUCGAACUUCUGUGGCAACUCUCACUACAUGCUUUGAGGGAAGUUCACAGGCGAACAUUUGCUGCUGAUGUUGCUUCUAACCCCUUACCUGCUUCAUUGACGGAUGUUGCUUUCUCACAUGCAGCCACCUUGCUUCCUGUAACCAAGGCUAGGAUUGCUCUUGAAAGAAGAAGGUUUCUGAAAAAUGCAGAAUUAGCUGUUCAUAGACAGGCUACGUGGUCUAAUUUGGCUCAUGAGAUGACAGCUGAGUUUCGAGGCCUUUGUGCUGAAGAUGCUUAUUUGCAGCAAGAACUUGAAAAACUGCAUGAUGUUAGAAAUAAAGUAAAGUUGGAAGGUGACCUGUGGGAUGAGCUUGUAUCAAGCUCAAGUCAAAACUCGCGUAUGGUCCAAAGAGCUACUCGCUUGUGGGACUGUUUGCUAUCUCGCCAGAAUCAGCACGAGAUUCUUGCUUCUGGCCCAAUAGAGGAUCUUAUAGCUCAUCGUGAGCAUAGAUAUCGCAUAUCUGGGUCGGCUUUGCUUGCAGCCAUGGAUCAAAGUUCUGCAGCUCCACCUCGUGAUUUAGUUUCAUCACAUCCAGAUUAUGAAGAACUAUCUGAAGGAUCACCAGCAGAUGUAAAUAGAGAAAUGCAUGUGAACAAUCCUGAUUCUUCUCAUACUCAAGCAAAUAAAGAGAGAUUUUCUCGAGUUGAUGAAAGGACUGCUAGAGGCCAUCCAACUAUUGAUAUAUCUGAAGUGUUGAGGCGCUGGACACAUGCCUUGCAAAGAAUUCAUAAGCAGUCACUUCAAUUAGCAAAAGUAAAUGAUGGAGAGGGUCCAGAGCUUCUGAGAAGCUCACAUGAUGGUGGUACGAGCGGUCACGCAGAAUCCUUGAGUGCAACACUUGCUGAACAUCGGCAGCACCUAGCAAGUAUACAGGUGCUCAUAAAUCAACUGAAGGAAGUUGGUCCAGCUAUUCAGAAUUCAAUUUUACAGCUUACGGAAGAAGUUAAUAGUGUCUCAUCCACUCUUCUCCCCAUGGCCGAACAUCAUGCUAGAUCUCAUUCACUGGUCCAAGCACAGAGUAGCAGAAGGACGUUGGAGAACAGCACUGGUGAGGUAGCUGAGAUGACCUCAAAAAUGUCAUCCAUGCAUUUUGAAAAGGCAUCAGCCAGUUCCCCUGCUUUAAAACUCCCACUUUUGUUUAGUUUAACAUCAAAUUCUUCCGGAAAAGGUGGGAACAUGCAGAAGAGACAGGUCUCAGCUCUAGCCAGCCAAAUAGAAAAUAUGCAUGAGAAAAAAUCUCCAGAUCUGCCAAUUUCAAUUAAUUCAAUGGAUAAUCCUCCACAAGAUGAUGACACUAGCUUUGUCCAAAAUUUGAAGAGAUCUGUCAGAGAAGCUGCACUUUCCUCUCAGUCUUACUAUCCGGAAUCAUCUCAAGAUAGCCAUUCUGAUGAUAGCUCCGAGCACUAUUUUAUACCUGUAUCAGGGGUUGGGCUUUCUCAUUUUGGUAACAAAUCAAACUUAUUGAGAAGUAAAAAGCUGCCCACACCUGAAACUGAUUCAUCUUUUUGUGGGAAUCAUGCUCCACACAGUCAUGUGGGCAUCAAGUCAGAGGGACUUCCUCACUUAUUAAAUGAUUCUCUUGAUGACUAUGAUGGCAUAGAUGGUUUUCUUUCGACCAUGGGUUCGAAUUCUUCAGUUUCUGAUGCUUGCAGGUCAUUUUAUGAUAUGGAGGAAGCUGACGAUCAAGUAUUUUCUCCUCCUUUGCUUAUGGAUAUGUCACUGUUGGCAGAUUCGUACGAAGAUUUACUUGCACCUUUAUCAGAAACUGAAACUGCAUUAAUGAAGCACUGAGAUUAAAGCUCAAAUAACCUUGCUGGCUGCUGCUCAGCCUGCAACAGAUGUUCAGAACCUUGUACCUCCUAUUUUCAGAGGCUUGGAAUAACCUCCUAACUUUCACAUCUUCCUUUGUUCAUUCAUUUAUGUGUAUCCUCUUUAUGGCAUUUCAUCUUAUUCCGAGGGGCAGAGGGAACUUGACAUCUCAAAAUUUCUCAAGUAAAUCUGGAUUCAUAAGAAUAGAGCUCUUUUGGAGGAGAUCAUCAGAACUGUCCCAAAUGUGUAAUGUACACUCGCCCUGAAGGGAAAAAGUGCUGUGUUGCUGUUGUGAGCUACACUUCCAUCUGUUGGCAGUUAAGCUUUGAUAUGUUCAAUACACUGUCGUAUUGUAGAUAAGUAUUUAUUAUGCCUUUAUUUGUUCCAGACAGUAAAGAAUUUGUUCAGUUACUUCAUGGAUGGGAAAAAGUGAGUCUCCAUAAUGCAGCUGCAAAACCUCGUAGUUCUUCCUGGUUAUGCAUUAGCAGGCCUGUGUAUAAGCUACUCCAGCUUUCUGGUGAAGAAUUUAAACUUAUAUCCUACAUUCUUUGGUGUGUUUGUACUUGGAAACUACUUCCACGUCUCUUAGUUUGUAGUUUGUACAACUAUAAGUACAAAGUUUUUUAUCAGCUUUUGCUGUAGUUAUCUUUCUAGUUUCUCCUGUCAUUGUCUUCCCUCUGUGAACUUAAUCAUGAUGCACUUGAAUCCCUGUAGUAUUCCAUUUUAUCUUUUGAUUUCUCGCACUAA
Molecule: messenger RNA, 3197 nt
Organism: Capsicum annuum
Lineage: Eukaryota; Viridiplantae; Streptophyta; Magnoliopsida; Solanales; Solanaceae
Product: AUGMIN subunit 6
Exons: 13
Coding region: 228-2432 (734 amino acids)
Biological process (GO): spindle assembly
Cellular component (GO): HAUS complex; mitotic spindle microtubule
Molecular function (GO): microtubule binding
Source: RefSeq, a predicted model, not a curated record